This is a messenger RNA of Dovyalis caffra, 633 nucleotides long. NCBI's taxonomy places the organism in Eukaryota, Viridiplantae, Streptophyta, Magnoliopsida, Malpighiales, Salicaceae. The record is from the annotation of a GenBank genome assembly.
AUGAAAGGUUUGAAAAAGUCGUUGCAAAUUGCGAAAAAUGAGUUGGUGAGUUUGUUGAUUCGGUUUGAAGAUCGAGUUUCACGAGGGUUUAAUCGUGAGUUACAAGACUUGGUGCUUAAAUCAAAUAUUUUUUGUUUACUUGAGAAAAUUGUAUGGGAUCCCGAGUUGCUCAAAAAAGUACUUUGUUCACUCAUUAAGUCAAUAAAAUCACCACUUGUUGAUGAGAUUGAAUCUAAUGGCGAAAUCCCAAAAAUCAUUAGCUUCUUGGAUUACAAAGACUUGCAUUUUAGAGCCGUAGCAAUGGAUUGCAUUCUUGAAAUUGGCUAUUUCGGCCAAAAAGAGGCAAUUGAAGCUAUGCUUAAAGAAGGGUUGAUAAAGAAGCUAGUGGAGUUGCAAAGAUUAGAACUUGGUGGGGAUUUGAUUGAUAUGGGAAUUUUAGAUCAUGAGAGAGAGAAUGGUGAAGGAGAGAAGAUUGUUUUAGAGAGUCAUCCAUUUGCCGAUUGUGUGGCAAGAUUUGCGGUUCAAUUAGAGGUAGGAGAAGGGCUAAGGCAAAGAGAGAGGAGGGCAUUUAAGCAAGAGAUACUGAAUGAAGGGAAGUUUUUGCUUCGAUGCUCGAGGUUGCUACAAUUAUAG